UCACCAUGAAGGCAAAAAUGAAGCCUGUAGCCUUCUCUUAAAAAGUACGAGUUGUCGGCGAUAGAAAGUACUGAUUUUCACGAUGUUAUUCCACGCAGAAGAUCAGAUACUUUUAGAUGUACAAUUUCACGUACGAGUCGAUGAAGCCGGUGCUAACAGUCAAGCAUGGCUUUCCCUUUUUCUGAGCAUCAACACUCUUUUUAGUGUGUUAUUUAUUAUCGUCGUAACAAAACUGGACGUUCUUCGAUCCUGGAAAAUCAGAAGCGUGGAAAUGAAAAUAAAAGUCAGCACUAAACGAGGUAAGACAAUUCAAGUUUAAUUUAGUAAACUGCAACACACCCCGUAGGUCCAAAGCUCAGUUCCGGACUAUAGCUGGUCCAGACGCGAUCGAUCAAACGAUGUCUCGUUGAUGAUCUCUAUUUUACUCCUUCAGAGAUUUACAGAGGAAAAAUUUCCGACAAUUUUAAGGGAAGACCUUGGCAAAUGUACUUUAUGGACUUCAUAGCGGCUAUGAAAUCUUUCAUACACAAUGCCAAUCCCUUUUUAGCGUUCGGCACAUGCAAAUUUAGAAUCAUACGAUAUCUUUCCGGUUUUCCCAUUGGUCUAUCUCAUUUAUCGUGAUAACGAAAACAAAAAUGUAAAUAUUUUAAAAGAUAGUUCAAAAUCUGCCAUUAUUAUUGUAAGAUCAAGCAAAACAGCUGCAAAACUAUGCAGAGUUUGGUUUCAAUGGCGUCGCCUGUUAAAGAAAGAUUAACAGAGAGACUGAUCAUCGAAAGCUCGCUUCAAAAUAACGACGAUAACUUUAUAAAUUAAUUAUUUAACAGUUCAGAUAAGUUUGCUCGUGAGGAUAUGGCUUGUCGGUCCCUGCAGGACUUCCGGUUUGGGAGAAGUCAGGCUAGCAACAUAUCAGGCAUUUAUCCGACGCGAAAACACCAUAAAAUAUAUGAUUACGUAACUUUAAUUGUUUUUGGAAACAAAACCUUGAAAUCGAUGGGAAAGUACGUCAUGCAUCAACAAUCCUGCGCGAAGAUAUUGAAUACCAAAUAAGCGGUAUCAACUGCGGUUCCGGGAGAAUGUUUCCUUUGCCACCCUAGGCUUACAGAGCGGAAAUAGCUCAAGCCGUGAUCGUAUGAUCAAAACUUAGUUCUGCCGGUUGUACUUUGUUCAUCUUCUUGCACUUUGAACUCUCCAGAGAUGCAUCUUAUUGAAUGCUAAAUGUGUUUUGCAUUUUUGGCAAAAGUCAUUGUCGAUCAAAAGCUUGUUAUUAUAUUGGAACAGGUAAAACCCAGACAAAACAACAGUGACAAGCGUUUAAGUUUCGGGGGUUACUCCCUAUAACGGCUUAUACGUGGAGGCUCCGCCCGAAAGGGGUACCUAUUUCAGACGUUAGGAUAUGCCAUAUGAAUGGGAGCGGAUUUCACAAGUUGAUCGAAGUAUUUAAAAGAAUAGGAAAAUCUGUCAUGUUUUAAGGCCCAAAAGGGCUAAAAGAUACAUUUCAUGGCUGUAAAAUAUGUCGAGAAAACGGCCUGGUCUUGAGAUUUACUCAUAUUCAAACGACAGUGGAUUUAAAGCAGUUAUUAAAAGGAGUGGAAAGUUAUAAAUUACUUGGUAUAUGAAAAGAGGUACUAUUUGUCAGUAGAAGGAAAGGUAGGGGUACCUUUUCUGUCAAAAAUGUUCUUUAAAAAGGGGUUAGACCUCGGGCCAUGAGCCUGUCGGGGCGUAGCCCCUCCUUUUAAAAUUUGUUGAGUACCCUUCCCCCCCGGGAAGGCGUUUAAGUAAGCACAAGGAAGCAAGAGACCAUGAAAUGGCUUGGAAUGUUGAAUGUAAAAACUUUUACAUAGUCCCUUAACCGCUAUGUACUGAUCCCCUAUUGAAGGCCUUUAAAAUUUACAAUGAAGAAAGACUACAAAUAUACCUCGCGCCACUUUAUUUUCGGGGGUUGCAAUAUUUGGGGUUUCUUUACACGAUGCGAUAACACGGAGUCCCGCGUAAAUUGAAUCACCGAACCCAGACAGUCUAAAUCCCCCAGGAUUCCCGAUACAGAGGAGUAAUAUCUAGGUCUUUUAUCUAAAUUGUAGGUCUUGAUUGACAAGUCCCUCUGCAGCGUGGGCAUACAGCUUUCGAAAGGCUUUGUCGCAUGUUGUUUCACCUGAAUUUUGACUUCGAAUAGCCGCCCAGAUGCAUGUUUAAAAUUUAGGCUAAAAAGAGAGGCGCGUAUUGGAAGGGUGGAAGGGGGCGUUAACUUUAUUUUGGCUAAGCGCAGAGUCAAUAUUAAUAUGUUACGUUUGUGAAACAAGUAGUUGGUAAUCAAGCGCACCGUAGUGCCAUUAAACGUUUUACACUCCUCAUUACAGUCUGUUCUGUAGAUUAGUCACGUGCUAAAGCAUGUGCAAAAUCAGGAGAGAAUAUUCUCAGUUAUCGGGAGUCGGCUCCUGCAAUUAUUUUUAAAAUAAAUUCGCUCAUUUAUAUCUUGCGGGAUGCACAAAAAUGGUUUAUUAAAUGUAAUCGAUGCUAUAAUGAGUCAUUACUGCGGUAUUUUAAAAAAAAUUUUAGCUACAUUUGCAUUAGAAAAGCAGCAAAUUACAUCCAUCAUAGGCGCUGUUAAACACUUCGAUAAAAUAGUGGGCAAUUUUUGCUCACCCAAAUUUAUCCUAGGUAACCUAGAAAUAUAUGGAAAAGAACCUCGAUAUAGCGAAACAUCCUCAUUGUGAACAUAUUUUGCCAGUCCCUUGGUCCUUCUUUAUAUCGAGAUUUGAGUUAAUCUAUGCAGUUUGUUUCAGUUGCGAUAAUUUUUCAAGAGAGGAUACCCUGAUAUUUAAAAAUAUUUUCUAAAAAUUAUUUCCGCCUGUGCCCCAGAGGAUAAACAGACCAAUGCUAAGCUCGGUCAACAACGGAAGCUAAACCAAUCAAAUCUUUCCAUGGAAAGCUAGAAACAUACUGGAAAAAUUACUAUUUUAAAAAUCUUACAAAAAAGACAGAAGAAAAAAUCAAGCCCUGCGAAUCUUGUCAAGAUGAUUUCAGUGCAUAAUGGAAAAAUAUAUAUCGAACGUAAACAGUUUUAAAAAGCGGAAGGAGUAGCCCCUGUUACUCACUACCGACGGACCCACCGACGGGGUAAAAUGCCACAAGCCCACUCCACCCGCCUGAGAAAAAAAGUCUUCCCAUAGUUCAUCGCGCCCGCGAGUCGAGGUUGUUCCAUGAAAUAUAUUGUUGCAUCAUUUUCAAGCUCUUUUGGCGACCUUGUUCCCAUUUUAACGUUAAUUCUUAGUGAAAGGAUCGACGAAGAAAAAUUCCGAAAUCCAAUUUUAACCAUGUAUUGCAUUUUACGUGGAUCUACAAGGGUAAUUUUGUACCGUUCGUCGUGCGCGCGAUCUCCUCUUGUUGUAAAGUCGAAUGUCGUCCCAGAACAUUCGCCUAUUCUCUACAGCAAGUUUUCUGUGCUUGGAAUAUAUCCUUUGCUUUCACGUAAAUAUCAUACAGCCAGAGGUGAGCUUUUCUGAAACCCAGCGCGAAGCUCAAAUUGUACCUAUUACCCAACGGUCCGUCUAGCUGUCACGCGAUCAUCAUAGACAGUUUUAAUGACGACCCGAACUUGUUUUGAAGGUUUAUUGGCUUGAAAACUGCUGUAGAUAAUCUCACGAUUAGUCAUUCGCCUUCCCGAUUUUAGUUGGAUUUGUAGCAGAUGAUUAUUUCUCUUGUUUAUUGAAGCUCACAAGUACAUGAUCCUUUCCUCUUUACCUUAGGUGCCCAGAGACUUGGGACAGCCGUGAGAAGCUAUUUGGGGAACUUGCGAUGGUUUAGUAUUCCAGCAAGUGUGGGCUUUGCUUAUAUUUGUUAUCAGCAGUUCUGGCAUGUUAAGGAAAGAGAAGAAAGAAGACUCAAAUCUGGUGAAUUGGUUGCUCAGUGGCAGGUAAGGGAUGAUUGCGUGACUUUUUUGUGUUGUCACGCAACAUAUCAAUACAUUUUUUUUAGAAGAAAGCCUAAUUUUGGGGUUGAGGCUGAGGUUGAACAUUCUUAGUUUUCUUUUUGUGAUUUUAGCCUGAAAAUGUUCUUAACAUAUCCAUAAAGGAAAGACAUUUUUAGCUAUAGGCAGAGUUGUUCUUCAGUGGAUCAUGCAAUAAGAAAACCACAUUGCUGAUUUUAACUAAGUAUUUGAGUCAAUUGUCCUGUUAGACUAAAGUUUCAUUUCUUUUAGCAUUAUUUGUACUAGCCUAAAGAAAUGAGGUGACUCUCAGCCUGGGUGUGUUUUUAGUGUGUUCUUAAAAUUUUGUAUUUAAACAUUAAUUUAAAAGGAGGUUUUUGGUACAAAAAAAUGAGUGUUUAUUCUACACUGUACACCCUCAUAAAAUUUUCUUCCGUUGAAUAUGUGGAUUCUCUUUUUGUUUUCAGGUUGCCUUAAUGAAGAAGCUACCAACAAGAGCUUUUUCUCGUGUAUGGGGUAAAUUUUGUGACAUGGAUUUACCCCUUUGGUUGCGUAAACCUGUCAUUGGAACAUUUUCGUGGUAUUUUUCCUGUAAUGUUGCUGAAGCUGUGGAAGAAGAAAUUAUUAAUUAUCCAAGCCUGGGAGCUUUCUUUAGGAGACAACUUAAACCUAACACUAGAAAGAUCUGCGAGGCUAGUUCUAUUGUAAGUAUACUUGAAGCUACAUUCAAGUCAACGUGAGUCCGCCUAUCACCCCCAACCCCACAAAAGUUUUCUAAAAGCCCUAUUUCAGGCUAAAAGAAGUACCCCACUCUGUGGUUAAGUCAAAAGGUAUAUUGUUCAAGAUUAAAAGUGAAGCUAAAUGUUGCAAAUAUAUGUGUUUGAAAUUAACAAAUAAAUUAGCAUGUCAGAAAACACCCUAUUGGUACAUGUAUGUCGUGUCCUUCUACACAGGGGCACUUCACAGGCAUGCAGCACACUUUUUUGCAGAUUCCUUUGCCCUCAAUGCACGACAUAAGUUGUCAAACAUGAUCAGAAUGGCAACUAUUGUUUUAUCAGUAGCAACUGUCCAGACUUCAAUUUCAUUGGAAAUAUCCAUAGGGAGGCACAAUUAACCUUUGAGACUUUUGGAGGUUUUAGUGUUAGAUAAGGAGACAGUUGGUGUGCACAUUUUUUUUAUAUUUCAAGUCAAACAGGUUUUUCAAUUUCUGACCUCUUCCUUUGACCAACUUGGUAAAUACCAAAAAUGGUCCAAUAAAACCAGUUUAGCAUGCAAUAGGUCUGUUCAUCACCAUGGUAACAUUAUUUUACUAAUAAUAUUGACUACUUUUUUUUCCAUUUUGUAAGGUCAGUCCAGCUGAUGGGCGUGUUCUUCAUUUUGGUGUAGUGGAAAGAGACAUGGUAGAGCAAGUCAAAGGAAUGACUUAUUCAAUGAAAACUUUCCUUGGACCUGACCAGCCAUCUACUUCAACACUCAGGGAAUUAGAAGUGAAUGAGGAUAAAAAGCUUUAUCACUGUGUUAUUUAUCUUGGACCUGGUGACUACCAUUCAUUUCACUCUCCUAGUGAAUGGAGUGUUUCCCUCAGAAGACAUUUUCCAGGUUGGUUUUCAUCUACAUGUAUGGAGUGCAUGUCCAUAGGGAAAAUUUGAGAAAAGAAUCAAAUUUUUUUUUUAUCAAGACCUGAGAGUUUGUCUGUUACUGGGGAUCAAACCUAAGACUGUUGCGCUCCAGUCCAUUCCUUUAGUAAGUUUACGCUACAAAGUGAAAUGGAAUACAAUAGUCUUUCGUUCUUCCACCCAUUUACACACCAAACAAUAGUUCUUUAAGCUGCAAUAUCCACAGACAAGUUUUCCACAUCAAUUUCUAUACACUUCAUAAAAAAUAAGUUGAGAGAAUUUGUUAAAAGGUCUAAGCAUAUUCCCCUUGGUGAUCAUUUUAUAAAUUCUCGUAACCUUUCCUCUUGAUUAUGUAUUGACAUUGUUAGGAGUUAAUUGAUGUUGGUCAUUUUUGGGACUUAAAGGCAUAAUGUAUUAAUACUUUGUAGUACUGUUAUAGAUAAAAGAUAUAUAAUAAUAUUAUUUGUUACUUCUUUCCUUGACCCAUACAGGAGACUUAUUUUCCGUUCACCCAGGAAUUGCAAGAAUAAUGUCUGGUUUGUUUAACCACAAUGAACGUGUUGUUUUGAGUGGUACAUGGAAGCAUGGAUUUUUUAGUUUUACUGCAGUUGGAGCUUACAAUGUUGGAUCUAUUGUCCUUAAGUUCGAUGAGGUAAAAAGUAACACACAAAAUGCUUUUCAGUAAAUUAUUACAAUAACUUCAAUAGUGUUCUUAUUAAUUACCUUCAAUCCUCUUUUAUUACCAUUAUUACAUGUAGGUAGUGUAUUUUGUGUAUUUGUAGUGGUUCUUUAUUGAUAUAGAUCAGAUGUGGUAGUGUACAUGUUAUAUUAUUAAUUAAUAAAAAAAGAACUGAAAAAAAUACUGUUUUUUUGGCAAGAGGGUAUUUGUCAUGUUUUUGCUGUUUCUUAGUAUACAUACAUACAUACAUACUUUAUUGUUACUUCCCCAAAGGGUCUUUUUAGGAAAAUGAUUAAAUUAAAUUUGAUUAAUGUUAAUUCCUUAGUAUCCCAAUAAACACGUAAUUUCCCUCAUUUUGUUUUACAGUCAAACCCUGUUAAUACGGACACUGAGGGGCCUGUAGAAAGUGUCCGUAUUAAGUGGGUUGAAUUUAUAGAUAAUGUGAGGAUUUUCUUUCCCCAAGGACAAAGCAAACUGUGUGUAAUAUAAUGAGGUGUCUGUACUAAGGAGGUGUCCAUAAUUAAAGCGGCAUUUGACUGUACUUCAUAUUUACAAAUGACUUAUCAUAACAUAAUUUGUUGUCAGUGAUUUAAGAAAUGUGAUUUUGAAAUAAAUUCUGCAAAUAUGGAAACAUUUAAGACUUUAUUUAUGCUGCUGCGUAAUUAAUGUAGCACAUGCAUUGUUUUAAAGUAUCCAAUUUGUUAACUUUUGCAGGAUUUGAAAACCAAUAAACCAGAGAGAUAUACACCAGGCUUCUACGAUGAACGCGGAUAUGUUGAUGACAACACUAAAGGUGUAUCUUUGAGACGUGGAGAGAGGAUGGGAGCUUUUAACCUUGGAUCAACUAUUGUCUUGAUAUUUGAGGCACCAAAAGACUUCGAAUUUCUUGUUCAUCCUGGACAGAAACUGCAAUAUGGUGAACCAAUUGGAUCAUCUCAAAAAGACACAGACUAGACUUGAAAUUUAUUUUGUCAAGUAAAUUAUUCCGAUAUCUGUAGAUUACAAUGCUGUAAUAUACUAAAGCCUGUGUAUAGCAGAUAACCACACGACCAUUUCUGUGUUAAAGAAACUGUUGUUGGUUAUGCACUUGUCGAGGCCCAGCUGUUAGGGUAAAUUUCUGACAAGCAACAUGGCCUUGAAACAGUGUAACCAGACAAAAUGAAAUGGCAAAAAACAACAUGAAGAUGGGUUUAAUACUUACAGGGACAUGGCCUACUCCUCAAAAUGCAAAAAGACCUUAUGUGAUAUUCAGAGAACAGGGGCAGAUCUAGGGGGAGGGUGCAGGGGGUGCGCACCCCCCCCAUCCCCUGAGAUGACCUGCGGUUUUCUAAUACAACUGGUAUUCUGCAAAAAAAAAAAAAACACUAUGUGGUUUAUUGGUGUUGAUGUAGAGCAAGAGACGAGUGCACCCCCACCUAAAAAAAAUCCUGGAUCUGCCCCUGGAGAACAGACAUACAUAUCCCCUCUCCUAAAAGGGCAAGACCAAUUAAGGUUUCUGGAAAACUGCUCACCUACCCCUCCCCUAAGCCAA
Messenger RNA from Porites lobata, 7748 nucleotides. The record is from the annotation of a GenBank genome assembly. Lineage: Eukaryota; Metazoa; Cnidaria; Anthozoa; Scleractinia; Poritidae.